AAAGCUACAGCGAAGAAGAGACAAGAGGGAACAGUGUUGAACUGAUGGAAGCCACUGCGAGACAACAAAGGAUGCACGCUCCCAUCUCCCCUGUAGCUAAAUGACAAACUCAGAUAUAAAUCGGAUUGGAUUUAGUUGUUAAUGGGAUUUAAUAUCACCCCCCUCAGACACCUUCGCUGAAGAAAAACAGACACCAACACCAGCAUUUUGUUGCUAACCUUGGACAGCUCUUGCAGAUUUAAAACACCAAGAGGACCCUUUUGAACCUUGAGAUACUAAUAAUGAGCCGGAUUUGAACAUGUAGGCAUGAGAGGAUACUGCUGGACCCCUCUGACUUUAAUGUUGGUACCUCACAGUUCGUGGCUUUCAGCCUCCAUUGAAUCCCGAAAGAAAACGCCUCUAUCCAUGAAAAAUAAUCCCUCCCUAUUGGCUGGAUUGCGGUGCACAUGCUAUAACAACAGGAUAUGCAAAGAGCUAUGGGCUGAUCUAAUAGCCUAUCAUGUUGUUCGCAUGCUUUUUUGACCGAGAUCUGUAUUUUAUUUUAUUUUAUAUGCUAGGAUGUGAACUGUCUGCUUGAAUCAAGUGGUUCAGAUGCCAACAUAAUUAUAGUAAUAAUGAUAAUAAUAAUAAUUUAUAAUGGACCAGUCUGCACAGUCAAUGGGGAGCUGAGAGCAGUUUUGUAUCACAGAGCAGUUUUGCCUGUUUAGUAAAGCUGUUGAAGAAUGUUCAAGUAUCGGAUCCGGAUGUUUUUCAAUGAACUCAAAGUGUUGUUACUGAUGCGCUCUGGAUCAAGCAGGAGGACUGAACCGGGCACAGACCCGGACACGCAGACCAGGAUGAGAGGGCUCGCUAUAGGAGGCUGUGGUUGGCCGCCGUUGAGCUGCUCUCACCGGGACGACGAGGAGGAAUAUUACGGCUCUGACCCCCGGCCACGCAGCCUGGCAUUUGAAGAUAAAGAAGCCAAACCCCAGGGAGGCCUGGACGCCUCUUCCCUCCCGAGUCUCUCAGAGAGCGGGACGCGCUCACCGCAGUGCCGGAUCUGCUUCCAGGGGCCAGAGAAGGGAGAGUUGUUGAGUCCAUGUCGCUGUGCCGGCUCCGUGCGCUGCACUCACCAGUCCUGCCUUAUCCGCUGGAUCAGUGAGAGAGGCUCCUGGAGCUGUGAGCUCUGCUACUUCAAGUACCAGGUCCUGGCCAUCAGCACCAAAAACCCGCUGCAGUGGCAGGCCAUCUCUCUGACUGUGAUUGAGAAAGUGCAGAUCGCAGCUAUCAUCCUGGGCUCUUUGUUCCUCAUCGCCAGUAUCUCCUGGCUGGUGUGGUCUUCCCUCAGUCCGUCAGCCAAAUGGCAGCGCCAGGAUCUUCUCUUCCAGAUAUGCUACGGCAUGUACGGCUUCAUGGACAUAGUUUGUAUAGGCCUUAUAAUCCAUGAAGGAUCGUCUGUUUACCGGAUCUUUAAGCGCUGGCAGGCGGUGAACCAGCAGUGGAAAGUGCUCAAUUAUGAGAAAGCAAAGGACUUAGGUGACCCCAUCAGUUCCAGCAGUAAAGGCGCCGGUCGUGUUGAGAGGAACUCUUCUCACACUGUCACAAACAGCGGACGGCGGGCAAGCCGGCAUGUCAGGACUUUUCUUAACCACCACUGUGGCUACACUAUUUUGCACAUCCUCAGCCAGUUAAGACCCAACAACCUGCACAGUACCAACCAUGAGGUGGUCAUGAGGGUGACCACGGUAUGAGGCUGGCUUAUAUACAAACAAAUGUGCUCCAGUGUUCCAGGAGUCACAGGAGCUGACUGGGGUUUCAUACACAUAAAUCCUAAUCUGCUGCACAAACACUGCCGUUAACUUCUCGUCUUAUAUGAGCUCGUGUGUGGAAGCAGAAAUCUUUCUGAGAUGUGGGCAAAGGGAGAACAGUGCAGUUUUAUCUGAAUCUUUAAAUACAAAGAAGAAAUUUGAAAAACUUAACUUUGGAAAAAAAAAAAGCUUUGAUUCUUAAAGCUAUUAACUCUGUUUUACCACCCUGACCAAUAAACAUUACAAAAUGACAUUUAGUGGGGUUUUUUUUGUUUUAUAAAGAAAAAAUAAAUUAUUGUUAAGUUUGAUUUUGCUCAUAAUAGAAAGUUUGAUGUAUUCGUAUUCAUGUUACCACCAUAACAAUAGCCUCAGCCCCCUUAAUUUAUUCCAUUUAUUUCUGAGGGUCUGCCAUGAUCUGAUAGAUUUGAGCUGUUGUCAUCUGAAGCAGCUCUGAUGGAUCAGACAUUAAAAAGCCCGACACGACUUUGUGACAUGACACAGUUGCUUAAAAUAAACCCUCAAGAUACAAUACAUGUUUUGUAAUAAAGACU
This is a messenger RNA of Thunnus maccoyii (southern bluefin tuna), 2338 nucleotides long. RefSeq names its product E3 ubiquitin-protein ligase MARCHF9-like. The record is from RefSeq and is a predicted model, not a curated record. Gene Ontology annotation, biological process: protein ubiquitination. The transcript is spliced from 4 exons. NCBI's taxonomy places the organism in Eukaryota, Metazoa, Chordata, Actinopteri, Scombriformes, Scombridae. Gene Ontology annotation, molecular function: zinc ion binding; ubiquitin-protein transferase activity. The coding region runs from base 723 to 1730 and encodes 335 amino acids.